AUGAAGUUGACCUUAAUGAGUGAUAAAAUUAUCUUUGAGAUGCAUUAUGGGAGUCAAUUCCAAUGGGAACCACAUGUAUAUGAAGGUGGUACUACGGCGCUUAUAGAUGGUUGUGACCCUAAUAUAGUCUCCCCAUUUGAGAUCACAAACAUGUAUGUGAAGGCUGAGGAAGAUGGUGCGAAUCUUGAUUUUUACUAUAGGAUACUGGGAUAA
This is a messenger RNA of Ilex paraguariensis (yerba mate), 213 nucleotides long. The record is from the annotation of a GenBank genome assembly. Lineage: Eukaryota; Viridiplantae; Streptophyta; Magnoliopsida; Aquifoliales; Aquifoliaceae.